Molecule: messenger RNA, 579 nt
Organism: Drosophila nasuta
Lineage: Eukaryota; Metazoa; Arthropoda; Insecta; Diptera; Drosophilidae
Product: RING-box protein 1-like
Exons: 4
Coding region: 176-505 (109 amino acids)
Molecular function (GO): zinc ion binding
Source: RefSeq, a predicted model, not a curated record
UUCUCUCGACAAAUUGUCAUUGCCUGUUUAUUAAAAUUUGAGCAACACUCUAUUUAUUGUGAGAAUUGAGACUUGUGUCGUUCGUUGAGCACAAACGUUUAGAAAUUUAAAAUAGAAAUAAAAAACCAAACGAGGAAAACUACUUUCGAAUUUUACAAUUGAAGAGAAUCUAAAAAUGGCUGAUAAGAAAGCUGAUUCCAAGGACGAGCAAUCCGAAAAGAAGUCGGGCGAUACUUUGUGGACGGGUGUCCUGCUCGAUAUACAAAAGGACAUCUGCGCCAUCUGUCGCAAUCAUUUGAAGCAGCUGUGCAUCGACUGUGAGGCGGAGCAGGGCAGCCACGUGAAGAAACUCGAAGAGAUGUGCCCUGAGGUGACCGGUAAAUGUAAUCAUGUCUUCCACUGGCAUUGCAUCUCGCCCUGGCUGAAGACCAAAUCUGCCUGUCCCCUCGACUAUCGCACCUGGGAGUUCGCUCUUCACUACGAGAUGCAUCACAAUGAACAAUGAACUCACUUCACUAAGAAUUCAUUCAAUAUAUGUGCUUCUACAAGCUAGAUAAUCUCUAUGUUUUUCUAUCGGUU